This is a messenger RNA of Racocetra fulgida, 552 nucleotides long. NCBI's taxonomy places the organism in Eukaryota, Fungi, Glomeromycota, Glomeromycetes, Diversisporales, Gigasporaceae. The record is from the annotation of a GenBank genome assembly.
AUCCUAAGGUUCCAGUCAAUAAUACUGGCCUUAAUAAUCAAGAAGCUCUUGUUGAUAAUAUUGAGAAUCUUGAUGACGAGGUUCAAGUUAAUUAUACUGAGAACCUUGAUAAUAAUUCAGACGAAGAUGAAUUAAAUUGUUUUAAACUUCCUGAUGACGAAUACGAUUUCUUAAAUUCUUGUAAAGAAUCCAAAAUUGCAUGUAAACGCGUUUUACCCAAAACGCAGGAAGAAUUCAACAUACUGGAAAAACUUGGUUUAACAUACGUUUCAGGUCAAUACGAAGCAACUGACUCAGGAAAAUUUCAUGAACAAUGUUAUUUUCAAUUCGAUAAACGCCAAACUAUAACUUCUGUAAAGAAAUUAUUUAAUCAUCAAACGAUGAAUUUCUCUAAAUAUUUAAAUGGCGAUUCUGAUAAGAAUCGCGACUAUAAUUGUAUCGAUAAACGUUCUUUCGCUCGUUGGAAAGCUUCAGAAUUAUCAAGUGAGGAAAUUGGACCUUGGAUUUUUGGUAAUUAUCGUUACUUAGGAACGUCUACCGAAUUAAAAAAAA